CUUAGAUAGUGUAAAAGUAAGUGUGAGUCGACUCAGACUCGAGAUCUUAUCCCAUAUCUGGAAGGCCUAUCUAGUACCUCGAAUACAACAAGUAUGCUUACUUAUCAGCUUCGUUCUUUUCUGAAUCAAUGUAAUUUAGCUUAUAUAUCGGUCAUGAUCUCUAACUGAACAGGCGGGAAUGGAAAGGUAGACUAGUACUUAUCUCGCCGGGGUCAUGAACAGCAACGACUUACAACGACUCCGCUGUCCAACGACGAACUGUGGUAGAUCAAAAGGCGCCGUCGGCGCAAGGCACGCUCGUGGCACACACUCACGAGUGAAUUGGUUCUGGGGGUCUAGUAAUCCUAUCAAGCUGAAAUAAAAGUAGCUAGUCAGAAUACAACUCACUUUCGUGGGACGACAUUCCUGACGUUAAAUCAUGGAGCGCACUCUCGCGCACUGCAUCUACCUAAGCCAAUUAUUUUAGAGGAGCACCAGCUGGAGUAGAGACGAAGCCUCGCACGAGCACGAUGCCGUCCGCCUUCCGGUCAUUGUUAAACCCGUACCCCGCUCGGCUGCUGCCGGAGGAGGGUGCGCUUACUACGUUGCAGGGAACCGUGUUGGAGGCGAAGUUUAUGUCGACGCUGUGGAAUGCACCUGGCUAUCCAUUGAAUAUGCUAUGCCAGAAACUGCUGAUUUGUGACGAAUACGCGCACCAUCGGGGCCGCUUGGGCGUGCUCACCCCGUUCCAACUUACAUGGUGCAUGGUACUUCGGGAGCCAGUCCACAAGUCGUGGCAGGGCUUUGGUUUCCUGCUUUUACACGUCUACGUUCGCGAUUGGCAGCGAAUUUGGGCCAAUCAUUUGCUGGUGCCACGACUUCUGCCUUUGUGGCUAGCGAUUAGAAAACAGAUCCGGCGAGCGUGGGCGCUCAUACCCGCGUUUCGAAGCAUACCACGAGUAGUGCUGAGUGGAGCGCGUCACUCAGGACGAAGAAUAUGCGGCGUGCUUUUUGGACUUUUUUCUCUCGAGGGCGGAUUCUCGUGCUUUGGAGGUGGCCGCAAAAAAGGCCAGAAUGGUUCGAUAUCCAACGGCGGAGAAAGUGGGGAUGGUUCAGACCAAGUUAUCGUAUUAGACGAGCAAGGUCAGCUAGUAUCUGGAAACCUGAACUCCACCGACAGCGGCACAUCCUUUGUUUCAUCCAGUAGUGUUCUUGCGUCAGGGCAAUUCAACAACGGGCAAGAAGAAGCGUCAACUUCUAAUGCUACUCCUGGUGCCGUGUUCUCGUCAACUACUCGAAGCGAUCAAGGCGGGUCUUCAUCACCGGCGCCAAGUAGGGCACGAGAUAGCUCUGAGCAGGCGAAUGGAACAGCCGCCACAAACAACGAUGGGUCCACAUCGUCCUUUGAGAGUUCUCCAGCACGAAGAAGGGAGCGCGACGAGCGCGAAAACCACGUGGCUCUGCAGCAAGUGCGACAAGGGUUGAGGUAUCUUACCGAAGUCCUCUCGUACCCGUUCCUAAUUCUGCAGAAUAUUAAGGCUUUUUGAACAAAACCUCACGCCAGUUUUAAGCAGACCUUAUAAUAAUUGGGUACCUGGUAUUAGUAGACCCUCGAAGUGACCAAUGGAACUAUAACAUGGGUACAAUUUUGUCCUAAUAGGAGAGCAGCUACGCUUUCACAGCAAGGGAGAAUUUAGAUAGGUUAGAAUGUGGGUGAUACAUGGGUAAGUACAGGCUGCAGGGCUCUCGUCUCUAAUAAAAGAGCAGUCUUCGUUCCCGGAAAAACGACAGAUUUUUGGAGGCUAAAUUUGCAGACGUUGAGACUCUAUGGCCCUGCUAGUUUCUUUGACGGGCUGCCGCUCUAUUUGUGUACUCUUUUAGCGGAGGACGCAAUCCAAGAGCUCAUAAACAGAAUUGUCGCGUGGAAGCUAAGCGACCUUUCGGCGAUGGACCUCACGAUGGUGCGACUCUCUUUUGGCGUCCUCUUUGGCCAAUUUCUGUCGCCCGUGGUUCAAUUAGUAACCCUCAGACGCGGUGAGGCUUCAUACUUCAUCGCGAAAAACCGGCUACCGAUUCAAGCGCUGGGUGACCUAGGAGUGGAUAAAGUGGUACCUGCUUGUAUCUGCUAUAAUUUGAUUUGUAACUAGUAAGCAUAAUUAAAGGUCCUUCUCCUAUGAUUUUGUCGUCUUAAUUUCAGCGGCUUCAUUUUUCUUUGAAAUUUCAAUUCUAUGUUUCGAUUUCUGUCAUCUUUCUCAACAAAAUAGUCGGCGUCGUGAUUUCCCCUAUUUACAACAGCCCCCCGCGCUGCACCUCCCGGAGCACCAGCCUUUGUCGCAGCUUUCACAGCGCAUGUGCCUCAGGACGUUCCUCUACCAGUUGGGCAUAACGGGUGUGAUUGUCAGCGUGAAUUACGGCGCUGCCUACAUACUGAAUCUUGCGGAACGGGAGGAAAGGCAACGGCGCGAAGAUGAGAACAGGAAUCCAUAACUACGACGCAUGAAAUGCCACCACCUCCAGGACGAUGAAAUAUUUUCUUACACAUUUUUUAAGUUUAACGGCAUCAUAGGGAAAUCAUCGCUGUAUUCGCAACCACACACCGUGUAUAACAUUUUUUCUGCCUUGAACCAACCAAUCUCGACGCUGGCUACAACCGAUUUCAGACAUGACUGCUCAUUCGCAAGAUGAAGAUUCCAAUGGGGAGUUGUACUUUUAUAUCGCAGUUUCAAUGUCCUUUCAGUACCCGC
Messenger RNA from Amoebophrya sp. A25, 2723 nucleotides. Lineage: Eukaryota; Dinophyceae; Syndiniales; Amoebophryaceae. The record is from the annotation of a GenBank genome assembly.